Messenger RNA from Cololabis saira (Pacific saury), 1097 nucleotides. RefSeq names its product oligodendrocyte transcription factor 3 (gene olig3). Gene Ontology annotation, molecular function: protein dimerization activity. The coding region runs from base 185 to 1078 and encodes 297 amino acids. The record is from RefSeq and is a predicted model, not a curated record. Lineage: Eukaryota; Metazoa; Chordata; Actinopteri; Beloniformes; Belonidae. The transcript has a single exon.
ACACACGCACAGAAACCGUGGGCUGCAGCCUCAGACACAGAGACACCGGUCACCAGAGAGGGAGGCCAGCCGCGCCGGUGAAAACCGAGAGAGGGGAGGGAGAGGAGAGAGUGACAGACAGCAGAGAGGGAGGAAGCCGGCAGCGACCUCCUACCCAACAAACCUCGGAAGCAAACCCCAUAAAAUGAAUUCAGACUCCAGCCCGAGUAGCAGAGCGUCUUCCCCGGACAUGGACAGCAUGUUUCUCCGAGACCACCACCAUCAUCUCCAUCACCACCUGCACCACGGAGGCUCCUCCGUGUCCUCGUCCACGCAGGGCGGCGAGCAGCGGGGGAAGGGAGGGGAUCUGCUGCGCUCCCCGGAGGACAAGUGCGUCUCUGUGGGCAGCAGCAGUAGUAGUAGUAGUAGUAGUAGCAGCAGCAGCAGCAACAAGUACAAGCUCAAGAAGCAGGUGACCGAGGAGGAGAUGUUCCAGCUGCGCCUCAAGAUCAACGGCCGGGAGAGGAAGCGCAUGCACGACCUGAACCUGGCCAUGGACGGCCUGCGGGAGGUGAUGCCCUACGCGCACGGGCCGUCGGUGAGGAAGCUCUCCAAGAUCGCCACGCUGCUGCUGGCCAGGAACUACAUCCUGAUGCUCAGCAGCUCCCUGGACGAGAUGAAGCGGCUGCUGGGGGAGAUCUACGGCGGACAGCACUCGGCCUUCCACUGCGGCGCCGGUGCGCACCCCGGCGGACCCGCAGCAGCCGCGGCCGCGGCCGUGGCCGCGCACCAGGUGCACCCCCUGAUCGGGAGCGCGCUCACCUCCUCCUCCCCCAGCUCGUCUCUGUCCAGCGCGCUCCCGGGGCUCACCUCCCUCACGUCCAUCCGAGCCCCGCACGGGCUGAUGAAGAGCUCCGGGGCGCCGGCCCCGCCGGGCCUGCAGCCCCCGGGCCUGCAGCCGCUGGGCUCCGGGUUCCAGCACUGGGCCGGCCUGCCCUGCCCCUGCACCAUCUGCCAGGUGCCCCCUCCUCCUCACAUCCCCAUCACCUCCAGCGGCCUGACGAGACUCACGGGGGAGGGCAAGGACGGCAUGAAAUGAUGCCAGGCGCACAGACUGA